AUGGGCGUGCAGGGCUUCCAGGACUACAUCGAGAAGCACUGUCCAAGCGCCGUGGUGCCGGUGGAGCUGCAGAAGCUGGCCCGGGGCAGCCUGGUGGGCGGCGGGCGGCAGCGGCCCCCGCAGACCCCGCUGCGCCUGCUGGUGGACGCCGACAACUGCCUGCACCGCCUCUACGGAGGCUUCUACACCGACUGGGUCAGCGGCGGCCAGUGGAACCACAUGCUCGGCUACCUGGCGGCGCUGGCCAAGGCCUGCUUCGGAGGCAACAUCGAGCUCUUCGUCUUCUUCAACGGCGCGCUCGAGAAGGCCCGGCUGCACGAGUGGGUCAAGCGGCAGGGCAACGAGCGCCAGACGGCGCAGCAGAUCGUCAGCCAUGUCCAGAACAAGGGCACCCCGCCGCCCAAGGUCUGGUUCCUGCCGCCGGUCUGCAUGGCCCACUGCAUCCGCCUGGCGCUCAUCCGCUUCCACGUCAAGGUUGCACAGAGCAUUGAGGAUCACCAUCAAGAAGUGAUUGGUUUCUGCAGAGAGAACGGUUUCCAUGGCUUGGUUGCAUAUGACUCUGAUUAUGCACUGUGCAACAUCCCCUACUAUUUCAGUGCUCAUGCCCUAAAACUGAGCCGGAACGGGAAAAGUUCAUGAACAUUUUACGGCUCUUGAAGUAUAUUGCCUGCUUUACAAUGCCUGAAUCCAAAUCGUUUUCCUAUUUUUGCUGCUCUGUUAGGAAAUCACAUUCUCCCUGAUGAAGAUCUGGCUUCCUUUCAUUGGAGUUUACUUGGUCCAGAACAUCCACUAGCUUCACUUAAGGUCCGUGCCCACCAGCUGGUCUUACCACCUUGCGAUGUAGUGAUCAAAGCCGUUGCUGACUAUGUCCGCAACAUUCAGGACACCUCUGACUUGGAUGCCAUAGCUAAAGAUGUUUUUCAGCAUUCACAGUCUAGAACAGAUGACAAAGUUAUUCGAUUUAAGAGAGCAAUUGGAUAUUAUUCAGCGACUAGUAAGCCUAUGUCAUUUCAUCCACCACAUUACUUAGCCAGACCCAGCCCAUUUGGAAUGCCCGGGAUGAUGCCACCCUGCGUUCCCCCCCAGAUGCUCAACAUUCCACAGACCUCUCUGCAAGCAAAGCCCGUGGCCCCACAGGUGCCCAGCCCAGGGGGCGCCCCAGGCCAGGGUCCAUACCCCUACAGCCUCGCUGAGCCGGCUCUCACAUUGGACAGCAGCAGGAAGAAUUUGACAGAGCAGAACAGCUACAGCAACAUUCCUCACGAAGGGAAGCACACGCCACUAUAUGAGCGGUCCUCACCCAUCAGCCCAGCCCAGGGCGGUAGCCCCAAUCACGUGGAUUCUGCCUACUUCCCUGGCUCUUCUACAUCAUCCUCUUCAGACAACGACGAAGGCAGUGGAGGGGCUACAAACCAUAUCAGCGGGAACAAGAUUGGCUGGGAGAAGACAGGAAGCCACUCGGAGCCUCAGGCACGGGGAGACCCAGGAGACCAAACAAAGGCAGAAGGUUCGUCCACUGCCUCUUCGGGAAGCCAGCUAGCCGAAGGCAAGGGGAGCCAGAUUGGCACUGUCCAGCCCAUCCCGUGCCUCCUGUCGAUGCCCACCAGGAACCACAUGGACAUCACCACACCUCCCCUGCCCCCCGUCGCGCCCGAGGUGCUGAGAGUGGCCGAGCACAGGCAUAAGAAGGGGCUGAUGUACCCCUACAUCUUCCACGUCCUGACGAAGGGUGAAAUCAAAAUUGCUGUUUCUAUUGAAGAUGAAGCCAACAAAGACCUGCCUCCGGCCGCCCUGCUCUAUAGGCCAGUUCGUCAGUAUGUUUACGGAGUCCUGUUUAGUUUGGCAGAAAGCAGAAAGAAAACUGAGAGACUUGCUUUUAGAAAGAACAGACUUCCACCAGAAUUCUCACCAGUGAUCAUUAAAGAAUGGGCAGCUUACAAAGGGAAGUCUCCUCAAACCCCAGAACUGGUGGAAGCUCUUGCCUUCAGGGAGUGGACCUGCCCUAACCUGAAGCGGCUGUGGCUGGGCAAGGCAGUGGAGGACAAGAACCGCAGGAUGAGGGCCUUCCUGGCCUGCAUGAGGUCGGACACCCCAGCCAUGCUCAACCCUGCCAGCGUGCCCACUCACCUCAUGGUGCUCUGCUGCGUCUUACGGUAUAUGGUGCAGUGGCCAGGAGCACGCAUACUGCGUCGUCAAGAGCUGGAUGCCUUCCUGGCUCAGGCGCUGUCUCCCAAGCUCUAUGAGCCGGAUCAGCUACAGGAGCUCAAGAUUGAGAACCUAGACCCCCGAGGAAUUCAGCUGUCAGCUCUCUUCAUGAGUGGAGUAGACAUGGCACUGUUUGCAAAUGAUGCGUGUGGACAGCCAAUCCCCUGGGAACACUGCUGUCCCUGGAUGUAUUUUGAUGGGAAGCUCUUCCAAUCCAAACUCCUCAAAGCCAGCCGGGAGAAGACCCCACUCAUCGACCUCUGUGAUGGUCAGGCUGAGCAGGCUGCCAAGGUGGAGAAGAUGCGGCAGAGCGUCCUGGAGGGGCUCAACUUCUCGCGGCAGAGCCACCCACUUCCGUUCCCGCCGCCCCCCACCCUGCCCUUCUACCCGCCCUCCGUGUACCCACGCCACUUCGGGGCUGUCCCACCAUCCCAGGGCAGGGGCAGAGGCUUUGCAGGAGUCUGUGGCUUUGGAGGCCCCUAUGGGGAACCGGUAGCAACAGGCCCUUACCGUGCCUUCCGGGUGGCGGCAGCAUCGGGACACUGCGGAGCCUUCUCAGGCAGUGACAGCAGCAGGACUAGCAAGUCCCAGGGCGGAGUCCAACCUAUACCUUCUCAGGGAGGGAAGCUAGAAAUCGCUGGUACUGUGGUUGGCCAUUGGGCUGGGAGCAGGCGGGGCCGUGGGGCCCGAGGGCCUUUCCCCUUGCAGGUGGUUUCUGUUGGAGGACCAGCAAGAGGGCGUCCAAGAGGAGUUAUUUCCACACCAGUGAUUAGAACGUUUGGAAGAGGGGGAAGGUACUAUGGCAGAGGCUAUAAGAACCAGGGCAUGAUUCAGGUAAGGUGACAGCACAGGGUUUCUGCCCAUUCACUCCCCUGGACGAUGCCUCCUCUCUGAGGUGGCAUCUCCAGUGUCUGUGCUCAGACAGGAGGGGUGAGGCAUCUAACACAAUGACUGAAGCAUAAGUGCUCACUAAAGGUAAAUUCCCUCGAGCCUAAGUCCUGUCCCUGUCAUUUGGGAACCUCUUCAAGUUGUCUCUAUCCUUUGCCAUGACCUUGUGGUCUUUGGUAGCUCCCUGACUAGUACAACUCUGUGGGCCAGGCUCACUGGGAGCAUCGCCUGCCCAGACACUCCUGGAGCAGCCACUUUUAGUGUCUGGGAUUCUUUAGUGGAAAACAGCAUUUCCAGACCACAAUCUGGGCACCAGUGGGUACUUUUUUCCACAGGAUUGGUGACUGUUCCUUGUGUUCUUCUGUGGACAGAGUGCAAGGGGAAAGUAUAUACAUGCCCAGAGUUCUGUUUCUUCACAGAUAAAUGUACACACACGACAUACACUGGCUUUUUCAUUUAUUUUUUUUUAGAUGAGAUCCUCAUGAAUUCCUGUUGAUAUUUCUAAUUCAAACUGAGGACUACAGGGCUUAAUCUCUUCUCUAGUACACGGGUUCGCCCUUUCUUCUGUUGUGAGUCACUGUAGGCUUUUCCUGUGCACACACACAUAUACUGUGCACAUAUGCACACACAUACAGUAUGCACACUUGU
This is a messenger RNA of Galeopterus variegatus (Sunda flying lemur), 3741 nucleotides long. It is a transcript of the gene FAM120A, whose product is annotated as family with sequence similarity 120A. NCBI's taxonomy places the organism in Eukaryota, Metazoa, Chordata, Mammalia, Dermoptera, Cynocephalidae. The transcript has 18 exons. Gene Ontology annotation, cellular component: nucleus. The record is from RefSeq and is a predicted model, not a curated record.